GCCCAGUCCAGGCAGCCAGCAACCAGCGCGUCUCUGCCUACCAAUGGGCAGGCUCGGCUCUGUGCAGCAGUGCUCAGUCUCAGCAGCUGAAGCUGGGCGCAGGGGAACUGCGACGGCCGCGCCAAGCAUCUUCCCAGUGAUGGCCUCUGCUGAGCAAACGUGCUCCAGCUUCCACCAGCAGCACUGCGCAUAAGGCAACACACCCACCUUUGCCCUCCUACCCAGAAGUGAGACACCACCAUGUACAGUGUGGAGGACCUUCUCAUUUCGCACGGAUAUAAAUUGCCCAAGAGCGGCCCUCCUUCUGCCACGCCUUAUGACAAGCGUCCUGCUGAUUGCCAGCGUGAACUUGUGGACAACAGGGCUGGCCGGGGGACGCUGAACGGGUAUGAGGCGGACCGGGGGGCAUCUAUCACAGGCAUCUACGCCAGUAGGCAGGCACUGGUGAAGUGCUACCCCGCCACAGACAACGAGAGCGGGGAAAGGUUCCAAAGGAGAAAAGAAGCCGGCAUCGGUAUCCUAGGUGACGCUCAGCCCUUGGGUGAUUCUCUCGCCACGGAUAGUGGGUUCUACGAUGUUCCCAGUUUGACUUAUUCAGAGCCACUGAGCCAUGACGAAAGGGAUGUUUCCUACUGGCGGAGGCGAGGCCAGGACUUCAGCAUCCUCCUGGACUAUGCUGAUGGCAGGGAGCUGAGGGCCUCUGCUGGAGCAUGGAGGCCACAGGCCCUGAUCGCAGCGGAGGAGCACAGGGCAGAGAGGCGAGCGCAGCAGCUAUGGGAGGAUAUUUCCUGGCUAAGGGAUCCAGAUGCAGCCCCUUGUCAGCUAAGGGUGACUGGGGAGAGGAAGUGCCAGAGCCUUGGUACAGAGGAGUGGAGGCCUGCUGUGGGCCUGGGAAGGCAGCUGUCAGAUGGUGAUGGGGACAGAUGGGCUCAGGACCACUAUCGUUUGAGGACACCUGAGGGUUUUUUUCACCCUAGAACUAAAGCAAAGUCUCAAUCUCUCCCAAGAGUUUUGUCACCUAAUAGAAUUAAUGGCAGAGAGCUAAUUCCAUCCAGACCUAGCCUACCUGAUAGACAACAGAGGAUAAACAGCACUGUCUUCUCUGGGCCCUAUAGUAGGUAUAUCUAUAGUGGUGCUCUUGGCAGGGAGCGUUGGGGUAGGAAUGCUGGGCCAAGCAGCCAUGUUGCACUUUUACCAAAGCCCAGGUUCAGCAGGCCUUUAAAGCCUCCAUCAUAUGAGAUUCACCAGCAGACUAGGGGUAGCGCAGAAAUGCUUGCUAUAGAGCAGGGUGCCAAACAAAAAGAUAGGUCUCUCUAUUUUCCAAGGGGUGGGGAGCUCAGACAAGACUAUUUCGCACAACACUCUGCCAUCACUGGAAUGGAGCCCCCUGGCUACAUCCCACCCCCAUCUUAUAAAAGACCCCCACUCCCAAGAGCAGUUUCAAUCAACCGCAAUGAAAUGGCAAACCUAAGAUGGAGGGCGGAAGCUCUGCAGAUGCAUAGUUCAGAUCCUGGAAGAUGGUUUUCCAGACAGGGAGGUGGUUCAUGGCUGGAGUAUUAUGGAGAUCGUGGGGCAUCCUAUCGAAAACUGGUGCAUUCUGGACAUGAAGAACAACCAGGUCCUGCCCGUCAAUUACCCACUGAAGACCCAAGAGCGAAGCAAAUCUCAGGAGGGCCUGGGGGAAAUUCUCUCACUGACUCAGACAAGAUCCGUAACAUCAGCAAAGAGAUUCCACUCGCGAUUCCUUCCGCGAUUCCUUCAGCGAUUCCACCCGCGAUUCCAACCGCGAUUCCACCCGCGAUUCCACCCGCGAUUCCACCCAAGAUUUUAGGACAAUCUACACAUGAUAGUGCCUUUAUUACCCAACAGGGGCCAGCUCUCAAUACUGAUGGCCGCAAAACAGCUCUCAUAGAAAAUGACAGCAGUAAUCGAUGGUCUAACAGGGGAAUAAACAAAAAAAGUGACAGUGUAGCUCCUGAACAAAACCGUACUCAGUUCUUUCCUUCAUCUAUUCUGGGUAAACCACCACCUCCCCCAUGCAAGCCGGUUGAUCAGGGUGUCUCUGAAAUUGUGGCAGAGGUCAAAAAGGUGGAGGUACCUGAUCCACCAGAAAAAGACAAAAACAAGAAUCUAAAAAAGAGACUUAGUGAGACAAUUUUUUGUUUGGUGUCUGUCCCUGUUACUCCACAACUCUGUGGGACGAUCCGUGAUCAGAAUAACAACAAUGAGAAGUCACCAGACCCAGCAGACAGUCCAAGUGAUAAUAAAACUGGCCACUUAACAAACCAAAGUCUCCAAAGCACAUCUUCAGCUGAAGCUGAGCUGCAAGCACUUACUGGUAGCAUAGCGAGCAGCAAAACAAGCAGUAGAGCAAGCAGCAAAAUGUUUAAAAAAGUACCCUGUAGACCCCCUAAAAUAAACCAUUACAAGGAGCUGAAACUGUCUGGAUCCUGGCCUUCAAACCAGUAUCGAGACCAGGAGACACAAACAAGUCCAGAGGUCCAAAAACCUGCCCCUGAAAACAAGGAAGCACAACAAGAACCUGUCCCUCCAGACACUGAGGACCCUCCUGACAGCAGUGGUGUAGCGGGCACUGCCUUCACUUUUCCUAUAAAGGGAGUGAAGAGCCUGAAACUGUCAAGCAACAGCGCCUUCUCCCUGACAUCCACCUUCUCCAACCAGCUGAACAAGAGCACAGCUCAGCAGCCAGCAGUACCACCCUCAGGAAAUGUGGAGGAGAACAAACCAGCAGCAAACACUGGGCCAGAGGCCUUGCAACAGUUGCUAUUGAAACCGACUACCCAGCGGCCAUGGGAUGCUGUCAAAGAGCUGGAGACCAUCAAAAAGGAAGUCCAGGAUCAACAGCAGCAGCAGAACAGCAAACAGCCCAGCGUUGACAAGUGCAUAGAGGACCUCAAUGAGGCUUACAAAGACAUCUUGGAGCUAGGCACUGCCAGCAAUAAAGUCCCAAAUGGUUCUGUACAAAUCCCUGAGCGUAUCAAAAUCCGGUUGACAUCAGAACCUCUCAACAAGCCCAGCAGCCUUAGGCGCAGUGCAGUAAGCUGGUCUGUUGACCCAGAAUACAGGGAAGUCAAGAGCGCCUUCUCCAGGCCUGCAACAAAAUCAGUGACUUUCAGCAAGCAGCUUCGGGAGGAACUGCCCGUCCCCCCCAGGGAGACAGGCUUCCGAGAAUACAGGGUUGUUUCGCACCUUUCGCGCAGACGGAGCAAUGAUGGCAGGACAGUAAAACUAGAUCUGCCAGAUGAGCCCAUCGAGACACCACUUUGUGACUUCAGUCCAACAACGCACACCACAUCAGCUGAGGUACCCUGGGCAGAUAGACAGCCCAUGCAGGAUGCCUCUACACUCACUAGUCCUCCAGAUUACGAGGACAUAUGCCAGACUUUGCGUCAUUCUAAAGACCCAUCGGAUGUCAAUAAAGCAUCUUCAGGCAAUUCAAACCCUAAUGACCCUGAGACUCUUCAAGAUCUCAGUGGUGAAUCAGAGGAAGACUGCCCUAUUUGUAAAAGAGAGCUUGAGAAUCAGAUGCGACAGGGUCCAUUGCCUCCACUUCAUGAGGAGAACAGCUCGGACAGCUCAGCCACUCAAAAUGGCAGUCCACCACAAUGUGCUGCCUUAGAAAGUCCAGCAGACGAUUCCCUCACUGAGGAGCCAAAUGACUCAAGUUUGAAACAGUCUGGGUCUGAUCUGUGUGGUGAGACAAGGGAACAGAAUACUUUGACACGGGGAGGGAAUGAAAUAACAGACAAUGCUCAAGCAGACAACUUGGACAAUAUGGGUGCAGUUAAUUCUGCUGAGAGCUUAUUAAUGAAUGACGCUACAAAGGAGAGCGCAUCCAUAAUAUUAGCAAAUGAUGUGCCUGCAGACCCCAAAGUCACAGAGGAACAGAGAGCUUGUGAAGCAAAAGCUAAGGAAGUAGAAGCGAAGGAAGCCAGUAUAGGAGAAAUACCUGAAGGCAGUGCAGACAAACAGUCAUCUGAAGUGAAAUUACAGAAUGAGAUACAAGACAGUGCAACGCCUGACGACAAGCAGGCGCAAGAGAAGAAUCCUUUCGCUGUCCCAGAGCAGAGAGUGGUUCUACGGACUCAUUUGGGUCGCGACCACCAAGGGUUACCUGAGUUUCCACCAGAUAGACUGCCCCUUUCAGUUCCCCCUAAUCUAGACCGCAGGCUGUCUCUUAGCUUGGAGGGGGAGAGGAGGAGCAGGGGACCAGCUCACCGAAUGGAAGUGCUGCAGAACAAGCUGGCUAUUUCCCCAGGACGGGUGGCAGUUGAGCGUCUGGCCCGGAUGAGGGAUGUGGACGUUAUGUAUCGUAUGAGGCGCCUGAGCAUCAGGAGCACUGACUCUGGGGAAGGGGAUGCAGAGGGGGAGGGAAAGGAGGGAAAGGAGGAUCAAGUUGAGGAAAGCCACCCUUUGCCUCAGAGAAAUAAGGAGAAUGACCAAGAGGUCACCAAUUCACAGCAGGUCUCUGAUGAGACAGUGUUACAAAACGAGGAGGAGUCAUCUCUCUCAGAACCCCAUGAUCCCAGCCGAGUGGAGACAUUGUAGAGAGACUACGACCAUCAUGUCCAUCUGAGGUUAUUAGCUCCAACACUGUGACCUGGCUGCCUACUAGAAUGCCUUCAUCUCAUUUUGACACUGAAAUGGCCUUCUUGUCCGACAAGAGCAUUGUGUACACCCUCACCCUCGGCGCUGCGUUGACUUCUGAGUGCUGUUCCACUGCCAAAGGGAGGUGCCCCCUUAACAUUAGGGGCAACUUCCACCCCCAGAAUCCUUCCCCAGCCUUCCCAAACUGACUUCCCUCUACCCCACUUAUCCUCCAUCCCCAAGCCCAUCCUCUUAUAGGGUUUCUACUAGUUAGUCUUCUUGUAGCGGCUUGUCCUUUCUAUUCUAUCCUCCCUACGCUUUUCUCAUUGGCAGACAUUAUGCAAUUCUGUCGCACAUACUACAACUUCUAAAAAUGUCCAUAGUGAAUACAGUUGAGACAUUUUUCGCAUUCUGAACAAUUCUGUUUGUUUACAGGCGAGUCGUUAAAGGAUAUGAAUGUAAGCAUUUAUGUUUAACCUAAUGUAGAGAUAGAAGGGUUACUCUCACAAACCUGUUCUGUUGCAUUUACACCAAAAUAAACUGCUCAUCUGAUUGUUGUGGUGAGGAAAACAGCUGUUUUAGAACUGGACAUCACUGUCUCUGGCUCAAGAACUGUUUUGAUUUUCAGAUGAGAUAAAUCAGCCUUCGGUUUUUAGAAUUUCAUCGACAUUGAACCCUUUUUUCAUUGCUUUUGUACACACUACAACCAUAACCAUAACACAAAGAGCUCUUCAAUGAAGAGUGAGUCUAUACCACAUGACAUGAUAGAUCAGUGACCUGUUAUACGAUACACUGGUUCUACACUGGAGAGGGAGAGUUGCCUUCUUUUACCAGAUGAGUGUUCCCUUGUUGGAUCAGGUGAAGUCUCUGGUUAUUUGCCUGGUCAAUCUGGCCUGAUCUGAUGUAUAACUCCCAUUUCCAGGUAAUUUCAGGAAGCAAUAAAAGGCACAGAUAGAGAUAAAAUGGUGGUCAGCAAAAUUGAUAAGCAUUAAAGAUGGAUAUAGGGAAAAAGAACAAAAAUCAAGGUCCAUAGAGCAAUACUGUUGUACUAUUGGCUCAGUGGUGCAGUGGAGCGAUGUGUAGGAACCAUGGUCAGGAGUUUUAAUGUGAACGUGUCAUUCAAAUUAUACUACAGGGAUAUGGAAUUGUGUCAGGGUAUAUGGGCAACUAACAGGGGGUGGGUGUUACUUCAUGAUAUAUAGUAUAUCUAUGUUCAUACAUCUGUAAGCAAGACGACAUUUCACGGGAAUAUUUAUUUUUUUUAUCAUCAAAUUGUUAAUGAGUUUGCAUAAUGUACAAAAUAAAGUAUAUUUUAAAUAUUUUAAGAGAUAUUUUGUAUUCAACCAUGAAAUUUUUAUUUCUCCACGCUUAUAUCAAGUUGAAAGUAUCAUGUGUCUGUAAAGUAUCAUAUUAAGAGUACACAUAAUUUUCUAGUGCUUUAAAACAGAGUGGUGUAGGAAGGGAUGACCCUGUGGUGUGCCUUGAUCACACGAUUUCGGUUUCAGUGAGCGGUAGGGUUCAUCCAUGCGAGUGUUUGACGUGAGGGAAGCUUUUUGAUUGUGCCAUGAUUUCCUAUUUGAUAGUGCUUUUUCAUACGCUAACAGAGUCAAUGUUGGACGCUCCAUGUGAUGUUUGAUACAUAUAUCCAUCUCCAUCUUGUUUCCGAUGUUGAACUGUGUCUUGUUUAUUUCCUUUGUAUGUCUUCCAGUUCAGAUCAUGUGUUGUUCUGUUAUUGGUUCUUGGAAAUAUGUUUAGAAAUAAAAGUGGGAUGUUUUUUCUUUUCUCUUCCUUCUGUCUUUCUCUCCCGAACCUAAUUCCCUCUUUAUCUUAAUGUGUUUCUUUCAUUCAACAGCGUGUUCAUUUUGUGUAAAUUGUUCUGCUGUCACUAAACAUUUAUUGCACUAAAGGAUACAAUGUGCUCUGCUCAUCUUGGCUUAAAACCAUGUAUUUGCAAAAAGUAUGACAAUUGUUUUUUUUAAAUACAGGAGUUUUUGAUAAAUUUUAAAUCGUACCUUAAAAUCUAAAUCUAAUAGCUAAAAACUUGAUAUAAACAAUUUUGCUCUUACAUGGUUUUUCCACGCCAGCAGUGUUGCAUUGGUGUAAUGUAUCAACAACAGAUCUGUAGGAAACCAUCACUGUUUAAUCAUUCAUCAAGUAUCACUUAAUUGUUAUGUAGCAUUUUACAGUUGUAGCAUUUUAUCAACUCAGAACUUUGUCUUAGUAUUUCAAACAUUUCUUGUAAAUCUGGAUCAUGUCGCCUUAUUACGUGUGCAUUACAUUAUACUCCAGGCAAUGCCAAAUAUUAAUGUACGAAGCACUGUUUCAUACCUUAGGUUUUUACAAACAACUUGCUGUUCUGCCAUCCCUCUAGCUGGAGAGGUACAGUAGCAUUGUGGAUAGUUUCUGCUCUUCAUGCUGUUUAUCUGUAGGAACAUUGAAUCAAAGCUGUGAACUUCAAAUAAGACAAAAAAAGCAUAAUCAUAAAAAGUACAGGAUGAGAUUCAGUGUUUCAAGACAAGCCCAUUGUCGGCAUCACAGGGAGGACAAGCUGACACGCCCGUAAUUACUAACAUCUCAUUUUCAAUUCAUUUUGAAGACUGAAAGGCUUUGCCUCUGUCUUGUGUGUAAACUGCCCCUAACAACAUUUAAAUAGCUAUUUCCGUACAUAUGCCCCCCCCACCCCCCCCUAAUAAUUGGCAUGUCAGGUACACUUGAACAUAGUGUCAUUAGACUCUUUGUACGGCAGGUUAUGUGCAACAUGAAGUAAUUAUGCACACUUGUAAUAUUUUAUAUUUUCAUAUGAGAUUUAAGUGCUUUUUGUACUCACUGACAUCUUUUUUUCUUCCUUGCAUGAAAUGCAAGAGAGAGGAGGAAAAAAAAGUUUUUCAUAAAGUAUAUUUACAUUUGGUACUCCAACAGUAAAAACCAGUGGGCAAAACAUUACGUUUCAUAAUUUAAUUUACAAAACUAUGCCAAGUAUUUAGAAGCUAUUUUUAGAGUAAUUCAAAAGAGAACUCAUUCAUUUUCUUUCCUUUAACACAUGCCUUUAUCUUUGUAUCUAUAAAUAUGAGCAUAAUCCAUAGUCAUAUGAUUGUGCUACUGUUGUAUGAUACUGCAGUCUGAUUCAUAAAUAAACUCUUUGCAUGAA
Hippoglossus stenolepis (Pacific halibut) is the source of this 7756-nucleotide messenger RNA. RefSeq names its product junctional protein associated with coronary artery disease homolog. Bases 241 to 4569 code for a protein of 1442 amino acids. Gene Ontology annotation, biological process: positive regulation of blood vessel endothelial cell proliferation involved in sprouting angiogenesis. The transcript is spliced from 4 exons. Lineage: Eukaryota; Metazoa; Chordata; Actinopteri; Pleuronectiformes; Pleuronectidae. Gene Ontology annotation, cellular component: adherens junction; ruffle membrane. The record is from RefSeq and is a predicted model, not a curated record.